AUGGUGGAUCAAGAGACGAAGCAGCUACAGGCGAAGACUUUUGAAGGUCUUCCUUUAAAAAAUAAAAAGAGAGAUCCAAAAACUGUAUUGAGGAGAAAUAUAGGAGAUGACCUAAAUUUAGAAGCCUCAUCUUUCGUAAUCGAGCUUACACAUAAAGGCCACCAAAGCCAGCUGUUGUCACCUUCAUCAGUUUUUGCAUUCAACAUCAGACCUGAAUCACGCGCGCACCAGUCAUCCCUUCUACUAAACCCUUUUGCCGAAGAAGGUGGCCUAAGUGCACACACGCAGCCGCCAUCUCCACCGCCGGGCCCUACAGCCGAAGUAAGCAACCCGACACCACACGAGCAGUCACCAUCUCCACCGCCGAACCCUGCAGCCGAAGAAGGCAACCCGAGACCACGUGAGCAGUUACCAUCUCCACCGCCGGACCCUACAGCCGAAGAAGGCAACCCGAGACCACGCGAGCAUUCACCAUCUCCACCGCCGGACCCUGCAGCUGAAGAAGGCAACCCGGAACCACGCGAGCAGUCACCUUCUCCACCGCCGGACCUUGCAGCCGAAGAAAAUAACCCGGGACCACGCGAACAGUCACCAUCUCCACCGCCGGACCCUGCAGCCGAAGAAGGUAACCCGGGACAACGCGAGCAGUCACCAUCUCCACCGCCGAACCCUGCAGCCGAAGAAGGCAACCCGGGAUCACGCGAGCAGUCACCAUCUCCACCGCCAGUCCCUGCAGCCGAAGAAGGCAACCCGGGAUCACGUGAGCAAUCACCAUCUCCACCGCCGGACCCUUCAGCUGCAGAAGCCAGCCCGGGAUCACGUGAGCAAUCACCAUCUCCACCGCCGGACUCUGCAGCCGAAGAAAGCAACCCGGGACCACGCGAGCAGUCACCAUCUCCACCGCCGGACCCUUCAGCUGCAGAAGCCAGCCCGGGAUCACGUGAGCAAUCACCAUCUCCACCGCCGGACUUUGCAGCCGAAGAAGGCAACCCGAGACCACGCGAGCAGUCACCAUCUCCACCGCCGGACUCUGCAGCAGAAGAAGGCAAUCCGGGACCAUGCGAGCCGUUACCAUCUCCACCGUCGGACCUUGCAGCCGAAUCACAGAACGUCUAUCACCGUGGAAGUGCUUUAAUGUUAUUCCCUGGUUUGUAA
Molecule: messenger RNA, 1155 nt
Organism: Pectinophora gossypiella (pink bollworm)
Lineage: Eukaryota; Metazoa; Arthropoda; Insecta; Lepidoptera; Gelechiidae
Product: basic salivary proline-rich protein 3-like
Exons: 2
Coding region: 1-1155 (384 amino acids)
Source: RefSeq, a predicted model, not a curated record